AUGGCUAGACCCUGGUUCGAUCCCAGGCCCGCGCCAGAUUCUUUUUUUUUUAAACAUAGAUUCGGCCUUACCUACUGGGACAGCAUUGUCACCCCAGUGCCAGCAACUUCGUCCACUGGUGGAUCUACUGGCACAACUUAUGAUGGUACUACACCUCCUGCAGGAGCAUACAUCGUUUCCAAGACGGCCAUCGAUGGUGUGACAACAUAUGACACUAUCCAGUCUGCAUUGAAUGCGCUGCCCACGUCAAGCAAAAUCACCGCCACCGUCUUCAUUUAUCCUGGCGUCUAUGAGGAGCAACUUGUUCUCAACAAGUCUGGAACGACUAUUUUCAUGGGCUACUCCAGCGCUACUGAUGACUAUACACAAAACCAGGUCACGAUCUCGUACGCUAAGGGUAUUGAUACACAGGCAGAUGCUUCCAACUCUGAUUCAGCCACUGUGUAUGCGACAGGAAACUACUUCCAGGCCAUCAACAUCAAUUUUGCGAACACAUUUGGUACCACAAAGAACUACGCCACCCUCGGCUUUGGUGUCAAGAGCAGCAAGUACGCCUCUCUGUAUGGUUGCCAGGUGUAUGGCAAUCAAGAUGCUUUGCUCAUCAACGGUUAUUUCUUUGCCUCAAGCUCGAGGAUCGUCGGAAACAUAGAUAUGAUCUGGGGUGCCGGCGCCGGAUACUUCCUAAAUACGACAAUCUCACCAAAUACAGACGAUGUCUCUUUGACGGCUAGCAAGCGAGCUACCAAUACUACAGCUGCCGGCUUUGUAUUUGAUCAAUGCACAGUCACACCCGCUGACGGCGCUUCAUACUCUGAGAUCUCUCUUGGUAGACCUUGGAAUGCGUAUGCUCGCGUGGCGUUCAUUGAGAGCUAUCUCGGUUCUUGUAUCGAGUCAGCGGGUUGGGAGCAAUGGACCAAGACUGACCCUCGUACUAGCGGCGUCAUCUUUGGUGAGAUGGGCAACUAUGGCCCUGGUUCAUCUACAUCUGGUCGUGCUUCGUUUGCUACGCAACUUACCGCGAGUGACGCUGCUCAAUUUGAGCUAGCCAACUUCUUCGCCGCUACUACGUGGAUCAACAUGACCCUGGUCAAGGCGACGCCAUUUGUCGCUGGAAGUGUUACUGUCCCAACAGCAUCGACAACUUCAGUUUCGUCAACAUCUAGCUCAAGCUCAAGCUCAACCUGGCUUUCUACAGCUACCGUCUACACCACGAAGAUUUCCACCAUCAAAGAGACCUCGUCAACCACCACAACAGCAGCAGAUACCACUUUGACUCAGCGCUACACCUCCACUCUUGAUAUUGGAACGACAAUUACUCCAUCGCCAACUACUAGAGUGGUCGUGGAAAAGACCAGCACAACUCAGAUCUCUACGGUUUCUGAGCCUGACGAGACAGUCACCAAGACAUCUACCCUGCUUGUCAACGUGGCCUCAACUGUGACACCUGAUCCGACUUACAAAACCUCCACAGUUACAGAGAAGUCCGUUCAAUACAGCGUCAAGACAACCACCGGAAAGACGUCAACCGUGAAAGCCACCUCUAGUACGACGGUGCUGGCCACACAGACUCCUGACGCAAAGACCGUCACAGUAACACUGGGCAGCACUUUGACUAGUUUGUACACCAAGACAUCCAAGGCAGUGAAGGUGACGAGCACGAGCACUCAGACUGUUGGAAGUCUCGAGGAGACGACAGUUGAAGAAAAGCCAACAACCGUCUACUCUACUUCCUAUGUCACUGGAACCACUACCAAGAAGAGCACUACCACUCUCACUUGUAUUCCCACUGCCAAUAAGCUUCGUGCUCGGGCACUGGAGUUGGCGGCCCAGGCGACCCCUGAGCCUCAGACAUUCGAGAAGCUGGAGAUCCGUGCCGCUGGCCCUCAGACUGUCACUGUCACCAUCUUCUCACAAUUCACUACGGAUGUGAAGACAUCGACUAUCACUAUUCCGGGCUCAACUUUCACGUCAGAUAUUUACACGACCAAGUACACUGGCAAGACUGUGUCGCUCAAACCAGUCACCGUGUCCAGCACCAGCUGGUCGACUAGCACCAAGUACACGACGACGACGAUUCUUGGCUCAACCUCGACUGUUUCCGAAGUGGUAACCAAGGAGACUGGCAAGACAACGACCCUUAAGCAGUCGACGUUGACCCAGCUGCAGACCCACCUCGGUGGUUUGGAAGACUGUGACGCAAUCUUUGAAGCCGACGGCUACUGUUACGAGCCAGUCCACGGUGUCGAAGACGACGUCGGUGAAGGUCACGCAGACGGUGACAAGCUGGGCUACUACAACUAA
Messenger RNA from Phaeoacremonium minimum UCRPA7, 2301 nucleotides. Its product is annotated as putative pectinesterase family protein. NCBI's taxonomy places the organism in Eukaryota, Fungi, Ascomycota, Sordariomycetes, Togniniales, Togniniaceae. The transcript has 3 exons. Gene Ontology annotation, biological process: cell wall modification. The record is from RefSeq and is a predicted model, not a curated record. Gene Ontology annotation, molecular function: pectinesterase activity. Bases 1 to 2301 code for a protein of 766 amino acids.